AUGAACAAGAAUGACAUUGCAUUAAAAUUGUACAAUGAGUGGAAAGAGGAAAAAACAUCAAAGAGUUUUCUCGACGAGCUGCCCAUCGACAUUUUAAGGAUAGAAGUGCCCGAAGUGAAAAGGCUGUACAUUCUCUUCUACUUUGCAAUGUCCAAGAAAAUGUAUGCAAAGACCAGCUCAAAGUAUCUGAAGUACUUGGAGGGCUUGAAAAGCUUUUCUGGGGAGAGCAAAUACAAAAGCGAGUGGAGAUGGCCUGUGACCGGUCUAGACCCUGUAGCAAUAGCCAAUGCAUCGCCUCUGGAGAUAAAAAAGUGUCUCAGAAACAAAGUGUCCCUUGCCACAGCAGCAUCAUUGAAAAAGCUGGGAAUAUACGUUACGGAAAACGGAGAAAUACCAGAGAGAUACGAUGUCCUGACAACAUUCGACUGCAUAAGCACGAAAAACGCAAAUCUCAUUAUGUACUACGCGUGGGCGCGCCUAGAAGACAUUCCGAUCUCAGAGUGCAUGGUUCGCGUGCUGUUCAGGCUGGGAUGGCUCUCCGAUAUAGGCAUUGAGUCUAUAGUAGAUAUAAAAUACUACACAAGUGAAAGCUCACCUAAAAAAAGAAUACUGAGAGAUACCAUCAAGAAAAUGUUUGCAUUUAACACAUGGAAAUAUGCGAGCAUGGGAUUCAACAACCACGGGGAAAAAGUAUGCAAGAUAAAGCCGCUGUGCCAGCAGUGCAGUAUUAACGAGAUAUGCCCCUCAAGAAGAGUAGACAGAGAAGUGCUCACAUACAUGGACACGCUGCAGAAACAGGGAUACUUCCCCAAAGAAGAGUCCAAAAAAGAAGAUCUGCAAGAUGAAAGCAGUGAAAGCGAUGAAAAAGAGCUGAUGUCCUGCUCAGAGUCCAGAGAACAAGACCUUUCAGACAUCUAA
Nematocida minor is the source of this 918-nucleotide messenger RNA. RefSeq names its product endonuclease III. Gene Ontology annotation, cellular component: nucleus. NCBI's taxonomy places the organism in Eukaryota, Fungi, Microsporidia. Gene Ontology annotation, molecular function: DNA-(apurinic or apyrimidinic site) endonuclease activity; oxidized pyrimidine nucleobase lesion DNA N-glycosylase activity. The coding region runs from base 1 to 918 and encodes 305 amino acids. The record is from RefSeq and is a predicted model, not a curated record. Gene Ontology annotation, biological process: nucleotide-excision repair; base-excision repair, AP site formation. The transcript has a single exon.